AUGGAUGGAUUAAAUGACUCCUUGGUUUCUGAGUUUGUGUUGCUAGGACUGUCUAGUUCUCAGAAAACCAAAGUUUUCCUCAUUCUGGCAUUCUCCUUGCUGUAUUUAGGGAUCAUCCUGGGAAAUCUCUUCAUUGUGUUCUUGGUAAUUGCUGACUCUCAGCUACAGUCCCCUAUGUACUUCCUGCUGGCCAACCUGUCCCUCAUUGACGUGGGCCUUUCCUCUACUGCAAUCCCCAAGAUGAUCUCAGACCUUUCAAAUGAGUACAAAAUAAUUUCUUUCCAAAGUUGUAUGACUCAGAUAUGCUUCAUCCAUAUCAUGGGAGGAGUGGAGAUGGUGCUGCUCAUAGCCAUGGCAUUCGACAGGUAUACGGCAAUCUGUAAGCCUCUCCACUACUUGAACAUUAUGAGCCCUAAAAGAUGUGUUUCAUUUGUAAUCACGGGCUGGGUAACUGGAGUGAUCCAUGCUAUGUCUCAAUUUGCUUUUGUUAUCAACUUGCCUUUUUGUGGCCCUAAUAAGGUAGACAGCUUUUAUUGUGACUUUCCCAGGAUCAUAAAACUUGCAUGCACAGAGGGAGCCAAGUUUGAGUUUGUUGUUGCUGCCAACAGUGGGUUUAUGAGCAUGGGCACCUUCUUUCUGCUCAUCCUUUCCUACAUCUUCAUUUUGGCCACUGUCUGGAAACGUUCUUCUGGAGACUUAUCCAAGGCCUUUGUCACUUUGUCAGCUCACAUCACUGUGGUUGUUCUUUUUUUCACUCCAUGCAUGUUUCUUUAUGUGUGGCCUUUUCCCACAUCAUCAGUUGACAAAUAUCUGUUCAUUGUUGACUUUGCUGUCACCCCUGCCUUGAAUCCUGUCAUCUAUACAUUAAGGAACAAAGAUAUGAAGAUAGCCAUAUUAAGAUUGAGCAAACGGAGGCAUUAUGUCAGAUUGUGCUGA
This is a messenger RNA of Microcebus murinus (gray mouse lemur), 936 nucleotides long. Its product is annotated as olfactory receptor 4F15-like. The record is from RefSeq and is a predicted model, not a curated record. NCBI's taxonomy places the organism in Eukaryota, Metazoa, Chordata, Mammalia, Primates, Cheirogaleidae. Gene Ontology annotation, biological process: G protein-coupled receptor signaling pathway. Gene Ontology annotation, cellular component: membrane. Gene Ontology annotation, molecular function: olfactory receptor activity; G protein-coupled receptor activity.